AUGCCAAGUGCUGGAAUCUUACCUUCUCUCAAGAUGAGACCUCCGGUUCAAGUUCCUUCACCCUCUGCAGCUGCGCAUUCUCUGUCAUCUCACCUUUCUCAUCGUGAUGAGGUUCGUACUAUCUUCAUUAUGGGUCUGCCUGAAGAUGUCAAAGAGAGAGAGUUGCAGAAUUUUCUGAGAUGGCUUCCAGGUUUUGAAGAUUCACAUUUGAGCUUCAAGGGAGAUAAGCCCAAGGGUUUCGCACUCUUCUCAACUGUUAAAUUUGCAGUUGCUGCCAAGGAUGCCCUUCAGAAAAUAGUUUUUGACGCUAAGUUAAAGUCCUUCUUGCACAUCGAGAUGGCAAGGAAGAAUCUUGUUGUUAAAAGAGUAGUUACAGAUUCUGAUUUUGACAAGUAUGGAGGUUUUCCUGUUCCUCCAGUACUUUCAUUGCCAAUUCCAGCUUCUGUAGCAUCUCCUAGUUUUCAUGUGUCAGUUAAAGAAGUCUGUUGCGAUGAAAAAUCUGCAGUAAAUGGUGUACACGAGGGAUCCAGGGAGUCGAUCACAAAGGGGUGCAGAGUUGACAAGUCUGGAUGCUUCACGUUAUUUGUUGAAAAUUUACCAGAGAAGAUUCAUUGGGAGAGGUUUGGAUCUCUUUUUUGCUCUCAUGGUCGGGUACUUGAUGUUUUUAUUCCAAAUAAAAGGAAUUCAAAAGGAGUUCGCUUUGGUUUUAUUCGCUUCGCAUCAAUCGAAGAAGCAAGGAGAGCAAUCUCAAAAAUGAAUGGCUCUCGUAUCGACGACAACAAAAUUGGUGUUGCUUUUAAUUUGCAUUAUGUUCUGUUGCGCUAUUUUAUUCCUACUGUUGGUGGUGUAAUUAGAAGUAAGUUUCGAGAAGAUGAUGGUUGA
Messenger RNA from Hibiscus syriacus, 882 nucleotides. RefSeq lists its product as uncharacterized. The record is from RefSeq and is a predicted model, not a curated record. The coding region runs from base 1 to 882 and encodes 293 amino acids. Lineage: Eukaryota; Viridiplantae; Streptophyta; Magnoliopsida; Malvales; Malvaceae. The transcript has 3 exons. Gene Ontology annotation, molecular function: mRNA binding.